Messenger RNA from Aspergillus clavatus NRRL 1, 5442 nucleotides. RefSeq names its product formin sepA. Gene Ontology annotation, biological process: barbed-end actin filament capping; mitotic actomyosin contractile ring assembly; actin filament bundle assembly. The transcript is spliced from 3 exons. The coding region runs from base 1 to 5442 and encodes 1813 amino acids. Lineage: Eukaryota; Fungi; Ascomycota; Eurotiomycetes; Eurotiales; Aspergillaceae. The record is from RefSeq and is a predicted model, not a curated record. Gene Ontology annotation, cellular component: mating projection tip; cell division site. Gene Ontology annotation, molecular function: small GTPase binding; actin binding.
AUGCCUACAACCACCGCACCUGACAAAUCGAGACAAACCUCGGCUGGCAAAUCGUUCUUUGGGAGGAAGCUACACAAGGAGAGACCGGUAGAUGAUCGGUAUGAGGGGUAUGGAGGGUCGGAAAACCUUGCGCCUCCGGGGAGUGCUGCUGGGUCUCGUUCGUCCCGAUAUUCGAAGCGAUCUUCCGUCCAAUCUGUGGAUUACACACACGACUUCGACCCCGGCGCGCUUUCAAUGACGGCUGGCGUCAUCACGUCCAUUCCUUUCGAGAGCUUACCCUCCGAUACAAGGUCUCCGAUUCCGGUAGAUUACCUGUCCAAGGCGGAGACGUCGCCGCGAAAGGAGCCAUCACCAAAUCACGUGGCAAAGGGAGGUGGUGAUUUUCAUCAGUAUCCAGUAUGGAAUCCGUCCAUGGUCCGCGAGAACAAUGCCUACUCUCACCUUACCGGUCCCCGUCCGCCGCCGCACGCUUCAAACAUGACCAUGACCGGUAGCAAUUCAGGAGACAGGGGUCCAAGGUAUCAGCAGUGGGGCAGACCAGGCAGCUCGGCGACCAAUGCUGGGUUCAGUCACAACUCGUCGUCCACUAUAGACUCAUCGUCAAAUUCGCGGAUUUCUCUCGAUCAAGCCAGUAUUCAUUCUUCACUUUCAUCCAACACAAGGGGGUCGAGCUAUAUCUCGGACGGCUCGGGGAGGACCCUCACGACAUCGCAGUCGGCAGAUCGGAAUACACUUUUCCCCAGCAGUGGAAACUCUAGUCGAUUAUCGAAUGCGCAAGCGGCAUGGCAGGCUGCCCAGCAGUCUGCUCAGCAAUCCGCCCCUCCGAUCGGAGCUUCGCUCAACCCGGAGCAAUAUCUCACACGGCCCAGAGAUGAUCGUAUUGUGGACCAACUAUUCCUAGACUUGAUGCAGAAGCGAGGCUGGCAGAAUCUUCCGGAACAAGCCAAAAGACAGAUGCUGGCAUACCCUGCGUCCAAGAAAUGGACCUUAGUUCACCAGGAUCGCUUGACAGAGCUGCAAGGAGAGCAGAAGCGGAGGCAGAAUGCACGACAAACCCACGGUCAUGAUGGACCUGCAGGGAUUCUUGAGCGAGCAGAUGAAGAGGGUAGUCCCGAGUGGUAUGUCAAGAAGGUUAUGGAUGACACCAUUACAUCGAAACAACUGGCCAGUUUGAGUGUCAGUCUGCGAACACAGCCGAUCAGUUGGGUCAAGGCUUUUGUCGAAGCACAAGGUCAGGUCGCCUUGACCAAUGUCCUCGCAAAGAUCAAUCGUAAAAAAGCUUCCGGGCCAGUACCCGCACCGCCAACAGGGGAUCGGGACUUGGAUCGCGAAUAUGAUAUCGUCAAGUGUCUCAAGGCCCUGAUGAACAACAAAUAUGGCGCAGACGACGCGAUAUGUCACCAGCAGGUCAUCAUUGCUCUCGUGAGCUCUUUGCUAUCGCCUCGGCUAAAUACAAGGAGGCUGGUCAGUGAAGUUCUGACCUUUCUUUGUCAUUGGGCGGAUGGCCAGGGCCAUCAGAAGGUACUUCAGGCCAUGGAUUAUGUCAAGAAUCAUCAUGGUGAAACUGGUCGCUUCGAUGCCUGGAUGCGCAUCGUCGAGGUGACGAUCGAUGGCCGAGGAAAAAUGGGAAGUCUGGUUGGGGCGAGUGAGGAAUAUCGUAACGGUGGUAUCGGCAUGGAAAAUCUGCUUAUGGAGUAUGCGGUUUCUACUAUGAUGCUCAUCAACAUGAUGGUGGAUGCGGCAGAGACCGACCUGCAACUGCGAUGCCAUAUUCGGGCUCAGUUCAUCUCGUGCGGUAUCAAACGGCUUUUGACGAAGAUGGAGGGAUUUCAGUACGAAGUCAUGGAUAAGCAGAUCGAGCGUUUCCGGGAGAAUGAGGCUAUUGACUAUGAGGAUCUACUUCAGCGGGAAAGCAGCAGUAUGAAGGAUAGCAUUGAGGGUGAGGUGAAGGAUAUGAGCGACCCUCUGCAGAUUACGGACGCCAUUUUAUCCAAACUCAAUGGCAGUCGUGCUCAUGACUACUUUCUCUCUGCCAUGCAGCAUAUGCUCCUCAUUCGGGAGAAUUCUGGAGAGGAUGGUCUGCGCAUGUUCCAGCUCGUCGAUGCCAUGCUCAGCUACGUUGCGAUGGACCGGAGACUGCCCGACCUGGAUUUACGACAAGGUUUGACUUUCACGGUACAAAGCCUUCUGGAUAAGCUUCACACGGAUGCGGAGGCGAGGCGUGCGUAUGAUGAGUCUCUGGAAGCUCGUCAGAUCGCGGAGGCCGCAAUCGCUGAACGGGAUGAGAUGAAAUCCCAGGUGGAGAUGGGCGCGGACGGCUUGGUGAUGAAGCUGCAGAAGCAGAUCGAGGAACAGACGAGCAUCAUCGAGCUUCAAACACGGCAGAAUGAGACCCUCAAGGCCGAAUUUGCUGAUGUUCAGCGUCUGCGCGCCCAGGAGCUGCAGCGUAACGAACUGGAAACAAGAGAACUAUACCUCAUGCUCCGGGAUGCGCAGGAUAUCGCUGCAUCGAACGCCAAGAAGAACAACAAUAACCUGGGAGAGACCGACCCAUCACAAAUGCGGGGUAUUCUGGAUCGCGAGAAGCUACUGGAGAGGUUAGAGAUGCAGCUUGAGCGGACCAAGACGCAGUUCAAGUUGGAGGGCAAGGUCUGGGGCCAACAUGGGCCCUCCGAUCGUCUGCGCGAGCUACGGGAGCAGAUGGACGGUGAACCAGACACCGAGGAUUUCCAGGAGCAAGCUCGCCGGAAUCUGGAUACUAGCGCCCUGGGAUCUGUCCAUCGGAAGAGGAGCCAUGUUCCAGGAAUGGAGACCGCUGAUGGUCAAGUCAAGCCACUGGACAGAGACGGAGCACUCCUUGUCGACAUUGGACGGCCUCGGAUGGAUCCCGAACAAGCAACCGGUUUGCUUGGAGAGAUCGCUUCGAAGGUUCCCAAGAUCGAUGCCGAAGAAAGCGAUGCGGAGACUCCUACUACCGGACCCCAAAUCGCGAAUGAUGAAGCCCAGACCAUUGAAGAAGCCAAGCUCGAAAGCGAGAGUAAGAAACCUGUAUCGGCUCCUGCACCACCACCUCCACCACCACCACCGCCUCCUCCUCCUCCUCCUCCUCCUCCGCCCCCAGGCGCAAUAGGUGUCCCGCCCCCUCCUCCACCCCCACCACCCCCUCCACCUCCAGGAGGAAAGGGCAUGGGGGUUCCGCCUCCACCUCCUCCUCCGCCUCCUCCCCCUGGCUUCGGUGGGGGCAUGCCUCCGCCCCCUCCUCCACCUCCCCCCCCUGGCUUUGGUGGAGGAAUGCCUCCGCCGCCCCCGCCGCCACCCGGGCGGUUCGGGGCUCCUCCUCCACCUCCGCCGCCUGGUGGUGCAGGAGGCUGGCGAGCAAACUAUAUGGCUUCGCAAUCGGCACCGACUCACCCAACUUCUGUCUUGUCAUCGAUCAGACCUAAGAAGAAGCUUAAGGCUCUUCACUGGGACAAGGUUGAUGCUCCACAGGUAACUGUAUGGGCCUCCCAUGACCCGACUCCUCAAGCGAAAGAACAGAAAUAUAGCGAGUUGGCGAAGAGGGGUGUGUUAGAUGAAGUCGAGCGAUUGUUCAUGGCGAAGGAAACCAAGAUCUUCGGAGCCGGCUCCGGGACCAAGCAACGCAAAGACAAGAAACAAAUCAUCUCGAAUGAUCUUUCAAAGAACUUCCAGAUUGCAAUGUCUAAAUUCUCCCAACUGCCUGCUGAGGAUGUCGUGCGCAUGAUCAUCCAUUGCGACCCAGAGAUCUUGGACAACAUGGUCGUCAUGGAUUUCUUACAGAGGGAAGAAAUGUGCACGAUUCCCGAAAAUGUCUCCAAACUCAUGGCCCCGUAUAGCAAGGACUGGACUGGUCCCGAUGCUGCCACGUCCGAGCGUGAGCAAGACCCUGCGGAGAUUACCCGUGAAGAUCAGAUCUAUCUCUACACUGCAUUCGAGCUGAACCAUUACUGGAAAGCGAGAAUGCGGGCUCUUGCCUUGACGCGCUCCUUUGAACCGGACUACGAGCACAUUUCGACCAAGCUUCGCGAGAUUGUGAGGGUCAGUGAGUCUUUGAGAGACUCUGUCUCCUUGAUGAACGUGCUUGGCUUAAUCCUGGACAUCGGUAAUUUCAUGAACGACGCCAACAAGCAGGCUCAGGGUUUCAAGCUGAGCUCGCUUGCGCGCCUUGGCAUGGUCAAGGAUGACAAGAACGAGACUACUUUCGCAGAUCUCGUCGAGCGUAUUGUUCGCAAUCAAUAUCCCGAAUGGGAAGGGUUUGUCGAUGAGAUCAAUGGCGUCGUUGGUAUCCAGAAACUCAACGUUGACCAACUGCGGACCGACGCUAAGAAAUACAUCGACAAUAUCAAGAAUGUGCAGGCAAGUUUGGACGCGGGCAAUCUCAGCGAUCCGAAGAAGUUCCAUCCCCAGGAUCGUGUAAGUCAGAUCGUUCAACGCAGCAUGAAAGAGGCCCGAAGAAAGGCCGAGCAGAUGCAGCUGUACCUCGAGGAGAUGGUCAAGACAUAUGAUGAUAUCAUGGUCUUCUAUGGCGAAGAUAAUACGGAUGAGGGCGCUCGACGAGACUUCUUUGCGAAGCUGGCCACAUUCUUGAUGGAGUGGAAGAAAUCGAAAGAGAAGAACGUCACUCUCGAAGAAGCCAGAAAACGCACAGAGGCUUCUUUGGCCCGUAAACGUAUCAAUGCCGGCCUUGCUAACAGUGCUGGCACUAGCGAAGCACCGCAGUCUCCUGCUACGAGCGGUGCCAUGGAUUCCCUGCUGGAGAAGUUACGUGCUGCCGCUCCUCAAGCUAGAGACCAGCGUGAUCGUCGUCGGCGUGCUAGGUUGAAGGAGCGUCACCAGGUCCGCGUCGCUUCAGGUCAGCAGAUGCCGGACAUCGCUGCAACUGAAGCUGCGAAUGGUGACGAAAACGCAGACAAUAGCGCCACCGCCGCUGCGGACAGCAACAAUGAUCCCAGCAACGCAGAGUCCGGACUGCUGAGCCCGCCUGGCCAGGAGAUGAACGUAGACACCCGCGCGAAAGAGACGCAGGUUUCCGAGGGCGAAGACGUUGCAGACCGCGCCGCAAGCAUGCUGCAAGGUCUACGAGACAACAUGGAAGGCGGAGAUCGCAAUCGCAGGAGAAGAGAGAGUGCUGAGGAAGAACGCCGAAAACGCAGAUUGAGGAGACGAAAUGGAGGGAGUGUUAGCAAAGACGCCGGCGACGGUUCGACUUUGUCAACUGUCCCAGAGCCGAGCACGCCUCCCGUCACACAAUCCACGGCUCUAAAUGAGACUGGGAUGGUCAGCCCUCCAUACGAGGAAGACGCAUCCUCGCAGCCACCCCAGACUCCGGUUAUCGUUGUCUCGCCGAAUGCCGAUCUACAAUAUCGGUCUCCUGGAGAUGAAGAAUCUCUUAGGGGCUCGCCUGGGAGUCGGCCUAUGCAUUAA